GUUUUUGUUUGUUUAGGGAGCAGAAAGGGUAAAAUGGCAACGUUGAGAAAGGGAGAGUGGGUAUGGUUGGACAGAGAAAUUGGGGUCCCCAUUGGAGCACGGGUCAAAGUAACCCCAUCAGGUCAACGCUUUUUGGUGGAUGAUGAUGGACAGGAGCAAUGGCUUUCUCCGGAACUGGAGGCCAGUGUCAGGAUCAUGCACCCAACAUCAGUGGAAGGAGUGGACAACAUGAUCAAACUCGGAGACUUGACGGAGGCCGGACUUCUGCGAAAUCUCCAGCUAAGACACAAGCAAGGCAUCAUCUAUACGUACAUUGGGUCCGUGUUGGUGGCAGUAAAUCCUUACCAGAGUUUCCCAUUAUAUUCAUCUGAACAAAUAAAGUUGUAUCAUGGGCGAAAGCUUGGAGAACUCCCUCCGCACAUCUUCGCCAUUGCUGAGGCCUGCUACUUCAACAUGAAACGCCAUUCGAGGAACCAGUGCUGUGUAAUCAGUGGAGAAUCUGGAGCAGGAAAAACUGAAAGCACCAAGCUGAUUCUCCAUUAUUUGGCUGCUAUAAGUGGGCAGCUCUCUGAACAGGAGAUAGAGCAACAAAUACUGGAAUCAAACCCAAUUCUUGAAGCUUUUGGAAAUGCAAAAACAGUUCGCAAUGACAACUCUAGCCGCUUUGGGAAGUAUCUGGAGAUCUUCUUCAAUACAAGCGGAGCGAUCGAAGGCGCACGCAUCGAGCAGUAUCUUCUGGAGAAAUCUCGUGUUUGCCAUCAGGCUUUGGAAGAACGCAACUACCACAUUUUUUACUGCUUGUUGGCUGGACUCUCAGAGGAGGAGAAAAAAGUGUUAAGCCUUGGACAUGCCAAACAAUACACAUUUCUUGUUAAGGGCGGCUGUAUUCAUUGUGACAGCAGAGACGAUGCCAAAGACUACCAGCGCAUCAGUGCAGCGAUGAAGAUUCUGACCUUCUCUGAGAGCCAGUGUCAAGACGUUGUGAAGCUACUAGCGGCCAUUUUACACCUUGGAAACGUGAACUUUGAUGCAAACACUCAAAAUAACCUGGACACCUGUGAUGUCAACAAAUCAAAGCACUUUAACGUAGCUGCGUCACUGUUACAGGUGCAGAAGUCCUCUCUGGCCAACAGUUUGACCCAGCGCUCCUUCUUGAUGAAAAGGGAGAGAGUGACUAAGCCCCUGAGCUCUGAACAGGCAUCUGACUGUAGGGACGCUGUCGUAAAGGCUAUCUACAAUAAACUCUUUACAUGGAUAGUGAGUAAGAUAAACACUGUAAUUUACGAGAAGCUACAGACAAACCGCAAAUCCUCCUUCCUUUCGGUGGGACUGCUGGACAUCUUUGGCUUUGAGAACUUCAGCAAAAACAGUUUUGAACAGCUUUGCAUUAAUUUUGCCAAUGAGAAGCUACAACAGUUCUUUGUGGGCCAUAUUUUUAAACUGGAGCAGAAGGAGUAUCUAAAGGAAGAUAUUGUAUGGAACAACAUCAGCUUCAACGACAACCAAAACAUUUUAGAUCUACUCGCUGUAAAACCAUGUAACCUGCUGGCUUUGAUUGAUGAGGAAACCCGUUUUCCAAAGGGCACAGAUGGCACCCUGCUAAUGAAGUUGAACAGCCAGCAUAAACGAAGCAAACUCUACAUCCCCACUAUGACUGAGCAUGAAACAGAUUUUGGGGUUUUUCACUUUGCUGGUGUGGUCUACUACAACUCUCAAGGAUUUUUGGAGAAGAACAGAGACGCGAUCAGCUUUGAUGUGAUCAAAAUGGUAGAAUCUUCCAAAAAUAAGUUGCUCCGUCAGAUUUUUGAGAGUGAACUUUCUGUGAAUGGACUCAAUGGAGUCAAAGUGACCAAUAACCAGAGGAUCAUGAUGAAACCUCCAACCCCACUCCGAGGCGUGACUGAGAACCGUAAACAGGUGCAGACUCUGAGUGGUCAGUUUCGGCAGUCUCUGGACUCUCUCAUGAAGGCUCUGUCUGCCUGUCAGCCAUACUUCAUUCGCUGCUUCAAACCAAAUAAUGAUAAGCAGUCUGAGUUUUUUGACAGAGAGCUAUGCGUACGGCAGCUACGAUACUCUGGAAUGAUGGACACAGUCCACAUCAGGAAACUGGGAUAUCCCAUCAGACACUCCUUUGUGGAAUUCCUGAAACGAUACAGAGUGCUUCUGAAGACAACCAUGUGCAAUCCAAACACUCAAACUGCUGCGGCCUGUUGUGAAGCAAUCUGCAAAGCUGUAAUCAAAGGGGAGGAUGAAUGGAAAAUGGGAAGAACCAAGGUCUUUCUAAAGGACGUCCAUGACAUGACCUUGGAACGGCUGAGGGAAGAAGAACUAAGCAGGGUUGCUCUAGUCAUCCAGAGAGUGAUGCUGGGAAUCAAAGACAGGAAGUUAUUUCUGAAGAAAAGAGCUGCAGUUUUAGUUUUACAGAAACACUGGAGAGCUCACUUGAAGGAUAAAGCACGAAAAAAGAUCCGGUUUGGUUUUGAGCGGCUCAUAGCCACAAUAAAAAGACGACAGCUGCAAAGACAAUACAUACAACAGCGAGCAGCAGCCAUCACAAUACAGUCUCAGGCUCGGGGAUACAUGGCGAGAAAGAAGUGGAACCAAAUAAAAAGGGAUAGGCAAAAGGACGAGAUGAGGGACAUGGGGUACUUUGCACCAACGCAGGCUGAAAUAAUGGACCAGCGAGACGAGAUCAGUAAGAAUAUGUCAAGUGAGGUAGAAAAGGGACUCAAAUUAAUGGAGGAUGCAGUGUUGGGUGAACUAACGACCGACGGAGAAUCAGAUGUGGAUUCUGCGCCUCCGCAGGACAUACCCAAGAUAGUGAUUACUGGGGAAGUUUCAGACCGCAGUAGGAUCUCAUCCAUGGCAGAAGAAGAAGAAGCUGAUUAUUUUGAAGACGGUAGUGAGCCCUUUUCUUUCAACAAGUUCUGCGAUGUUCACUUCCAGGGCAAUGCCUCUCCGUCCCACAUCACACACAGACUAAAACAACCACUGCUGGCCCAUGACGAUGAAGGGGAUGCUCUGGCCUGUCUCACAGUUUGGUGGAUCAUUCUACGGUUCAUGGGGGACCAUCCUGAGUCCAGAUCACAUGACUCGGUAUCACUGGCAUCCAGCACAAUUUCAAGUCCAGUUCCAAGCCGACAGGGCAGAAGGCUGAGCAACCUGGUGGGGAUAGACGCGCUAUUAUUGAGAAAAAACAAGAAGAAGUUUGGAGGAGGUGGAACAGGGAGAAAAGCAUCCAUGAUCCCAGAAGAGCCAGAAGACGUAAAUGAAGAUCUUCUGAUAGGAGAGGGCCCUACUUUAGAUCGACCAAUGACUUCUUUGGAAAAAGUGCACAUUAUUAUUGGAUAUGCAUUAUCCAGACCAGGAAUCAGAGAUGAGAUUUAUUGUCAGAUCUGUAAACAGCUGGUCAAUAAUAACAAGAGCCACAGUCGUCAACAAGGCUGGCUCCUUUUGUCCAUCUGUCUUGGGAUCUUCCCUCCUACAGAGCUCUUCAUGCAGUACCUGGAGACCUUCAUCCGCAGAGGUCCAGACGGAUACAGAGAGUACUGCUCUCAGCGUCUGAAGCGUAUCAAGACUAACGGAGAAAGAAAAGAGCUGGCCUGUUGGAUUGAACUGGAGGCUGCCAGGAGCAAAAAACCCAUUGACACCUCAGUGCUGCUGAUGAACGACCAGACUGUGAAAGUGAGUCUGGACUCUGCGUCCACUUCAGCUGAAGUCUGUCAGACUGUGGCCAACCAGAUCGACCUGACUGACACCUAUGGAUUCUCUCUGUACAUGAACUUUGAGGAGAAGACAUGGUCCUUGGGCAGUGGUGGGAGGCAUGUUUUGGAUGCAGUGUCGCAGUGUGAGCAGGAGAUGAGGAGGCAGGGCAGAGAGGAGAGGAACACUCCCUGGAAACUGUUCUUUCAGAAAGAGCUAUUCACGCCAUGGCAUGACUGCUCCCUUGACCCAGUGAGCACCACGCUCAUCUAUCAACAGGUCAUCAAGGGAGUGAAGUCUGGAAAGUAUGCCAGUGACAAGGAGGAUGACCAUGUGCAUUUGGCAGUUCAACACUACUACAUUCAGUUUGGGUCAGAGUAUAAUGCAGACAAUGCCAGGAAGGUGGUUGGUGACUGUAUAACCACAAUUCUAAUUGAAAAUAAAUCUAUGAAUAAAUGGAUACAACUCAUCAACACUGGACAUUCUCAGGCUCUAAAUUACUAUGGGAGGCAAAGCCCUGAUACUAUAAAAGGAGAACUAGUUGACAUUGCCAGACAAAAAUGGCCUGUGUUCUUCUCCAGGUUUUAUGAAGUUACAAUGAGAUCAGGACCUGCUCUGCCCAAAAGUCGGUUUAUUGUUGCUGUCAGCUGGAGUAGCAUCUUCUUUCUUGACGGAACAGACAACCGCCUCCUGGAGCUGCCUUAUAUUGAAGUGAAAAGUGCGUCGAUGAAGAAGGAAGAAUACCUCAAUGCUGAGUUGGUCACACUGGCCACUUUUCAUGGAGAGUAUGUGUUGAAAGCUGCAGAGGCCGAAGAAAUGACUGCACUCAUACAGAGAAAUCUGGAGGGACUCAGAGAACGCUCUGACUUUGCAAUUGUUCUCAUUGACAACAGUAAACCAGAAGACCCCACUCAUCUCAUCUGUAGACGAGGAGAUUUGUUGCAGAUCAGGAAGAAUGAACACCCUCCACAGGACAACAUGUUUAUAGCCACCAACCAAAGAACCAGCAAUACUGGAGCAGUUUAUAAAAGCAUACUUCAGUUUCUGCCCACUCUCACUAUGCCUGGCCCUGAAGCAAUGAACCUGUUCAAUCCAGGCCAAAAUCAACCUGGAACAACUGCAACAUCUAACAUUCCUCAACCAACUGUGGCCCCUGUGUCUUUGAAAGAAUUUGCACUUGAACAUUUCAGGCUGCCAGGUAAAGAUGUGGGGCGACAGGGGUUGCAGAGAGGAAUCAAAGAGAAACUGUGGGUCAGCUCCAGAGAGCCGCUCAAACAGCCUCUCCUCAGGAGCCUGGUUCGUAACUCGGAUCUCAGCUACUUAGCCUGCAACGCCUUCACUGCUAUUCUCAAAUAUAUGGGCGACUACCCCAUUAAGCAAAAGCGUAGCCCCAUAGAACUGACAGACCAAAUCUUCGGUCCAGCCACUCAGCACGAGGCUCUGCAGGACGAGAUCUACUGUCAGAUCAUGAAGCAGAUGACCUCCAACAAUAACAGGCUGAGUAUGUCCCGUGGGUGGCAGCUGAUGUGGCUCUGUACAGGCCUUUUUGCACCCAGCUCUAGUUUAAUGGUUUACACCAAACGGUUUCUGGAGUCUCGGCCCACAGACCCCCUAUCUCCCGUGUGUCAGCACCGGCUGCAAGGCAUGAUCAGUAAGCCACCUAGGAAACUUCCACCUCAUUGUGUUGAGGUAGAUGCCAUUCAGCAAGACAGCAUCCAGAUCUUCCAUAAAGUCUAUUUUCCAAAUGAAACUGAGGAUAUAUUUGAAGUCUCAUCAACAACCACAAUCAAGGCUUUUUGCCGAAGUAUUGCUCAUCACCUCAGACUACUUUCAGCAGAUGGAUAUGGUCUUUACUUGAAAACGCUAAACAAGCCGUUACAAAGCUUAGAAGACCAGAAGUAUUUAUUUGACAGCUUAAGAGAAGCUUCAGACCCUCCUAAGAAAGUGAAAAAGACAAGAGAGGGAAACCAGACUAAUCUGCCCUACCUGGUCAUCUUAAAGAGAAAGCUCUGGUUCAAUGUGACCCCAGGAAAGGACUUGGUUGCAGAUCUCACCUUUCACUUUCCACAGGAGCUGCCUAAAUACCUACAGGGGUACCAUAAAUGCACCAAAGAGGACAUGAUCAAUCUUGCUGGGCUGCUCUUCAGGGUGCAGGUCGACUCAGACCGAUCACAGUUUGUCAUGAUUCCCAAAAUGCUGAAGGACCUGGUGCCCGCUGACCAGAUCAAAAUGAUGUCCCCAGAGGAAUGGAAGAAGCAUGUCAUCUCCUCCUACAACAAGCAGAGCGGCAGCACAGUUGAGGAGGCCAAGAUUGCCUUCUUGCAAACAAUAUCAACCUGGCCUACAUUUGGUUCAUCUUUUUUUGAUGUCAAGCAAACAUGUGAAUCUAGCUACCCAACCAAUCUCAGGAUUGCUAUCAGCAAGCAGGGUGUGGGUCUGAUGGACCCAACAACAAAAGAGUUACUGGUUAUGCAUCCAUUUAACCGGAUCACAGGGUUUAACAGUAAAGGUGCACAUUUUCAGAUGACAAUACGAACUCUCGUGACUGCAGUCACUUUUGUCUGUGAAUCCCCAAAGAGUGAAACAAUGGCAGAUUUGGUACAGUCCUAUGUUAAUAUGUACAGUGAGCAAAGAAACAUUCAACCACAUAAAUCGACAAACUACAUAAAAAGAAACUAUUUGUAAACAGCGAAUCAUUGUAACAAGGUAUAUCAGUUGUGUUUCUUGUGAUUUGUUGUUUGUACAGAAGUAACUUAAAAUUCAGUUUAACAUGUAUUAAUAAUGCUAGUAAUAAAUCAAUUUAGACUUAA
Periophthalmus magnuspinnatus is the source of this 6512-nucleotide messenger RNA. RefSeq names its product unconventional myosin-VIIa-like. The record is from RefSeq and is a predicted model, not a curated record. Lineage: Eukaryota; Metazoa; Chordata; Actinopteri; Gobiiformes; Gobiidae. Gene Ontology annotation, cellular component: cytoskeleton; myosin complex. The transcript has 48 exons. Bases 34 to 6387 code for a protein of 2117 amino acids. Gene Ontology annotation, molecular function: ATP binding; cytoskeletal motor activity; protein binding.